Molecule: messenger RNA, 1663 nt
Organism: Culicoides brevitarsis
Lineage: Eukaryota; Metazoa; Arthropoda; Insecta; Diptera; Ceratopogonidae
Product: peptidyl-prolyl cis-trans isomerase sig-7
Exons: 1
Coding region: 70-1599 (509 amino acids)
Biological process (GO): protein peptidyl-prolyl isomerization
Cellular component (GO): nucleus
Molecular function (GO): peptidyl-prolyl cis-trans isomerase activity; RNA binding
Source: RefSeq, a predicted model, not a curated record
GAAAAUGUUCUGAGCUCAAGUUUUCAAGCAUUUUUGAGUGAUUUUAGUUAAAAAUUAACGUAAAAAGCAAUGUCGGUGGUAAUUGAGACAACAAUCGGUGAUAUUACCGUCGAUUUGUUCCUGAAAGAGCGCCCACGGGCCUGUUUGAACUUCUUAAAGCUCUGCCGCUUGAAAUACUACAACUACAAUUUAUUCCACACGAUUCAAGAGCAGUUUAUAGCACAAACAGGCGACCCAACAGGCAAAGGAGAUGGCGGAGAAUCCAUUUUUGGCGUCCUCGAAGGCGUUCACAAAAGAUAUUUCGAAGCUGAAACGGUGCCAAAGAUUCGUCACACCGAACCUGGCUUACUUUCAAUGGUUGGUGCCGGCGAAGGACUCAUCGGAUCGCAAUUUUUCUUCACUCUGGGCGCAGAUUUGCUCUCGCUCGACGGCAUUCACUGCGUUAUCGGCGAAGUAACGGAAGGACAUGAAGUUUUGGCGAAACUAAAUGAAGCUAUUUGCGAUUCUAAUGGGCGCCCGUACAAAGAUAUCCGCAUAACGCACACCGUCGUACUCGAUGAUCCCUUUAACGAUCCCCGAGGCUUUCGAGAGCCAUCGAGAAGCCCUUCGCCAACACCUGCGAGACUAGCGGGAGGACGAAUUGCAGCCGAUGAAGAGAUUGACGACACCGAAGGCAAAACGGAACAAGAAAUUAAUGAGAUGAUUGCUGAAAAGGAGGCAAAAGCACGCGCUACAAUCCUCGAAAUUGUCGGAGAUUUGCCGGAUGCGGAUAUGGCACCGCCCGAAAAUGUCCUUUUUGUCUGCAAAUUGAACCCUGUUACCACAGACGACGAUUUAACGAUCAUUUUUUCGCGUUUCGGCAAAAUUGUGAAUGCUGAAGUCAUCAGAGAUCGCGUAACAGGCGAUUCCCUUCAAUAUGCCUUCAUAGAAUUCGAAGACAAGAAAAGCUGCGAAGAAGCAUAUUUCAAAAUGGACAAUGUUCUUAUCGACGAUCGUCGAAUUCACGUGGAUUUCUCCCAAAGUGUGUCAAAAAUUCAAUGGAAAGGCAAAGGACGCUGGACAAUAAAGGAAGACGAGCCGAAAAAAGGACCAAAAAAUCAAAAAUCCUUCGAAAAAAGAGACAGAAGUCGCUCACGUGAACGAAAUCGGUACAGAAAAAGCCCAGAAAGACGUGACAAUCGAAGAAACGAUUACAGAAAUCGUAAUUAUGAAGACAGAAAUCAAAGAGAUCGAAGUUUUCGUGAGCGUCGUGAACGCAGAAGUCGUUCGCGAGACGAUCGCAGAGACCGAAAACGAUCAGUUAGUCGUUCGCGAGAUGAUAAGCGCAGAAGAAACCACUCGAGAAGUCGUUCGGUAGAGGAAAAACGUGUAAAAAGACGUUCUCGAAGUCGUUCACGUGAUGAAAAGAGACGAAGAAGCCGCUCACGUGAAGAAAAAAGACGGAGAAGUCGAUCAAGAGAGGAAAAACGAAGGAAAGAAGACACAAGAGGCGAAAAACACAAGAAAAAGAAGUCAAAAAAGUCUAAACGGAGAUCAAGUUCUUCAAUGAGUUCAAGUUCGGAAUCGGGUCGAGAACAAAAACGAAGUCACAGACGAUAGUUGUGAAGAAAUUUGAUAUAAAUUCUAUUUUAAAAUAAAAUAGAAUAAAAACAAAAAAUUAUAA